Messenger RNA from Perkinsus marinus ATCC 50983, 2100 nucleotides. RefSeq lists its product as hypothetical. The transcript has a single exon. The coding region runs from base 1 to 2100 and encodes 699 amino acids. NCBI's taxonomy places the organism in Eukaryota, Perkinsozoa, Perkinsida, Perkinsidae. Gene Ontology annotation, molecular function: metalloendopeptidase activity. Gene Ontology annotation, cellular component: mitochondrion. The record is from RefSeq and is a predicted model, not a curated record. Gene Ontology annotation, biological process: peptide metabolic process; proteolysis.
AUGAUGCUACGUCGAGAUAUACCCAAGACGGCAGCAGCAUCUCUAUGGCGGAGGCUUGCAUGGCCUAAAGCGACUCUUUCUACUGCAGUGGACUACCUCGGCGUACCUGGGUUAAGGAAACCUAAGGAUUUCCCUCGCCUUGCUACGACGGCUGUGGCAGAUGCUAGAGCUACUCUAGGGGCAUGGAAUAUAGACGACUCUCCGCAUAAAGUAGUCAAUAUGAUAGAUGGAGUAUCCAAUUCGUUAUGUAGAAUUGCUGAUGCCGCUGAGUUAACACGUAAUGUUCAUUCCGAUGAUCAUUGGGUCAAUGAGGCCAGUGAAGCUGUGAAUAUCAUAGCACAGUAUAUGAGUGAGGCAAAUGUCGAUAGUACCCUAUAUGAUAAAUGUGUACCUGCAGCCAAAAGAGCAGUUGCUGAGGAUGGCGGGUGUAGUAGGGAAGAACAGGAUGUCAUCAAGGCCAUGCGGGAGGCUAUGGAGAAUGAAGGGGUCCAUCUUGAUGAGCAACGGAAGAAGGAACUGAUAGCACUACAAGAAGAGGAUGCUGUGAAGAGCUUCGAGAUUGUUAGUCAAGGGGAUAAUGACGAUCCGUCAGAUGAUGGCCAAUGGUUGAAUGUACCUCAACAGUGGAUGAGUAUCCUCAGGUUACUACCAAAGAGGACUGUUCAUAAGGACGUUACGGAGGUCUUCCUCCCCAAAGACCAUGCUGCUAUUGGAUACUUGUUGAAGGCUUGCGAAGAUCCUACAGUAAGGCAGAAAGUGUGGAAGAUGAAUCAUAGAGGAGAGCCUAAGAAGGAAGCUGCAUUGAAGGAUUUAGUGAGUAUAAGACAGCAGCUGGCAAGAAUAAGGGGAUAUAAUACAUGGAAUGAGUAUGUGAUGAGAGAGUCGGUCCUCUCGGGUAGCGACGCUGUGAAGGAUUUUUUAUCGGAAUUGUGGACGGCCCUACUUCCUGGUUUGGCCCGGGAGCUCAGCGUACUCGAGUCCACCAAAAGGGAUCAUACUAACGACCCUAAUGCUACUCUGCAGCCAUGGGAUAUUGAUUUCUAUGUGUCAAUGUGGAAGCAGAUGAAUCAGCCAUCGUCAUUACAAGAGCUUGGUGUUAAUCUAUCCAUCAACGCUUUGAUCGAGGGAUCCCAAAGGGUAUCUUCAACGGUCUUGGGUGUGGAUAUGAAGGAGAACAAUAUUAAGGGAGAGACAUGGAGUGAUAAUGAUGUUAGAAGGUUUGAGUUUCAUGAUGCGGCUACAUCUGAUCCUUAUGGUAUAUUGUACCUAGAUCCGUGUGAGAGAGCGUGGAAGAAAGUUCAGUCAGCCCAAUUUACUAUUGCGGGUAGCUGUGUAUUGCCGGAUGGUAGCAGGCAGCUUCCUCGUACUGCAAUGGUAUUGUCUCUACCCGAGAUUCAAGGUGCUCUAGGGCAGGGAGCAGCGACUACCUAUAUGCAUGAAUUCGGCCAUGCUGCUCAUUCUAUCCUAUCCCAAACCACAUUACAGCAUUUCAGUGGCUCGAGGGGCUGUAUUGAUUAUGUGGAGUUCCCCAGCCAUUUAUUCGAAUACUUCGCGCUGGAUCCCAACACGCUCAGCUCUUUGCUCUUACCUAAUUUAUCAUCUAAGGCUGUGGAGGAUUAUGGCAACUUCCGUAUGGCAUUUGGGCAUAUAGAGGCAGCCCAGCAGCUCAUAUAUGCUCUAGUUGAUCAGGUCUUUUAUGCCCAUGGUAGUGUUCCUGAAGACCUUGCACACUUCCUUCCUCACUCACAUGCGAUGAGCAAUGAACGCUUGAUUGAGCUCUUGAGCCCUCCUGGACAAGCACAGUUCUCUCAUCUAGUACACUAUGGUGGUAACUACUACUGCUAUCUGCUAUGCAAGGCCGUAGCUGCUGAUGUAUGGUCACGUGGAGGCUUCGCAGAUGGAGAUCCUAUGGCAGGGCAGCGUUUGAGGCAUUUCUUGGAAGCAGGAAGUGUGACUCAAACACUGGAUAAAAUAUAUGAACUAGUGCCGAGUGGUCGAUUAGAAUCAGCGAGUUCUGCUGCUGGACACGUUCCUUUAGAUGCCAUGUUGAGCCUACUCAACACCUGUACUUCUAUACACGGUAAUGGCCAUCAUCAUUAG